Messenger RNA from Scutellospora calospora, 255 nucleotides. The record is from the annotation of a GenBank genome assembly. Lineage: Eukaryota; Fungi; Glomeromycota; Glomeromycetes; Diversisporales; Gigasporaceae.
AGUAUUGGAUAUUAUAGCAAAAACAUUGGUGUCAAUAUUGUCGCAUUUAUUAUUGCAGACAAUAAACCUAGUCGAACAAUGCAUGAGCAAGGUAAAAAACAUAAAGAGAAUCAUGAGAAAUUUCUUAGAGAUAUUUAUCGUAAAGAACAUGAAAAUCUUAAAGAAGCAGCAAAAAACAAAACGCCGCAAACUCCUGAUGCUACUUUAUAUAUAAAAUCUCCAACGAAUUCAAAAGUCUCAACAGUUAAUGAUUAU